AUGAAACCAUCAACGUUUUUACUGAUAGUCUUCUAUAUCACCACAGUAUGGGCCGUGUCUAUGUCCAAGGCCAUAGUUUCCGUCAAUGGAAAGACAAUUGAGUACGGUGAGAUCUCCACCUUGGAGAUCAAACAAUUACCUAUUGAAUCAACCAAGGAUAAGAUCGAUUUUGAAAUUUACUUGAAAGAUAUUCAAUCCCAACCCCAUCAAAUGAUCAUUUCCUUAGGUAAUGGUAAUGGUUUAGAUUUCUCCUUAUUCCCUAAGUUCAACGUAGCUAAAAAAGCUUUGAAAGCUUCCAUUCCAGCUUCAAAAUUACCUUUAAACAUCAGAAACUUGGAUAAAAUCAUCAUAAAAUUAAUCAUUGGUGAUUCAAGUCAUGAAAAUUUGAUCAAGAACUUGGGAGAACUUGUUCCAACUGAAGAUUUCAAGAAAUUGGUUCCAUAUAAAUAUCACGAAAGAAUCGGUCUCAAGCCAGAAAUUCAUCAUAUUUUCAGAACAAGUCCUGAAACCAUUAACCCUAUUUUCCCAAUAGUUUUCAUUGGUUUCAAUGCUGUGGUAUUCUUAGCUAUAGUAGCCACCUGGUUUUCUAUUCCAACUAUCUUCAGCAAUUUCAAAGGUAUUAGUGGAGGUCAAUUAGCUACCAAUGCUUCAUUCUUAUCAUGUAUCGUAGGAUUUGAAAUUGUUUUCGUACGUUACUAUUUGGGACAAACCAUUUUUACAACCAUGUUCCAUUGUUUCCUUUUAUCCAUCCCUUCAAUUCUUUUAGGAUCAGGAACUUUCAGAUGGUUAGCAGGUUUAAGAAAAAUUGGCAGAUGUUAG
This is a messenger RNA of Yamadazyma jaroonii, 819 nucleotides long. NCBI's taxonomy places the organism in Eukaryota, Fungi, Ascomycota, Pichiomycetes, Serinales, Debaryomycetaceae. The record is from the annotation of a GenBank genome assembly.